Messenger RNA from Anopheles darlingi, 1165 nucleotides. RefSeq lists its product as uncharacterized. Bases 74 to 1165 code for a protein of 363 amino acids. The record is from RefSeq and is a predicted model, not a curated record. Lineage: Eukaryota; Metazoa; Arthropoda; Insecta; Diptera; Culicidae. The transcript is spliced from 3 exons.
GAAGGGCUUCACCCGCAAGCACAGCGCGGUAGAUCUUUCUUCCGCCGUAGCUAAGCAACCGAAAAAAUCCAAAAUGCUCUUCGACGUCUCCCGGCAUAGGCGGACAAUCCAUAGUUUGCAAUCGGUUUUAGAUCAGCACGCUGCAGCACACUGCAACAAACGAUUCCAGACGCCCGCUAAGACCCGAGUAGAAAUGCAGCAGAUUGUUGGCAAUGUAGAGUGCGAGAAAGAAAACACACCCGCUAAGAAUUCCACUAGCACUCCGAAAAAGAACCAACAACUCAAUACAUCUUCGGUAAUGAUUCUUUCUUAUACUCCAUUGCAAAGUGAAAAGGAGCGGCGUCAUAUGGGCUGCAAAACUCCUGCAGUCGCAGAUAAAUCAGCAAGGUUAAUGCAAACUCCCCUCGUUUCGCCAAGCAUGAUGGGAAGCCCAAUGAAUGUCUCAAAGGGUGGAGAUUCGAUGUACUUAGUCGAUCUCACAACACCGCCCGCCAAAUCGGUUUCUCGAAGUAAUGCAUCAUCGGCUAUGAGUGGAACGAAGGGACGUUUACUAGGUACAAUCAACCUGGUUUCACCUAGUCCGAAAAGUAAAACGCCUAUAUCUGUAAGAAACCAAACUGGAUCCGCUCUACUAAAGUCGGCGAUAAAGAAUGCACACAUUACGAAGGGAAAUAUGUUUGGCACGCCGAGUACACCGAAACUCUCAGCGAAAAGUAAAUUGUUGUCUAGAUCUGCUUGUAAAUCCGCUGAUCGACAAGGCACUUUUGCCCGUAUUGGCCCUGGCAAUACAAUAAAAAAAGAUUUAAUGAUGAAGAUGACCGCAGAGGAUCCGUCGAAAGAACCAUUCGAUAGAGAAGAAACUCCGCCUAAGACUGAUCCUAGCUCCAUAGAUUUAACAGAUGACUGCAUUGAUAAUGAGGUCCCAAUAGCGGUGGGGAUACUUUACUCAGAGCAGAUAGAGCUGCCUACAUCAUCCGAUGUGCAUGCUUUCGACGUCGAAGCAGUGAUCAAAAAGCCCAAUUUUACCAGGCAGGUUAGAUGCUCCAACUUUUCAGACAUUACACCAGAUGCUUCAUUCGCAGAAAAUAAUACAGAUAAUGAAACUAAUGAACAUCAAAUACAAGAACACAAAGUGGACACAAUUAUUGCAUCUUGCACGUGGUAA